Molecule: messenger RNA, 4620 nt
Organism: Parnassius mnemosyne (clouded apollo)
Lineage: Eukaryota; Metazoa; Arthropoda; Insecta; Lepidoptera; Papilionidae
Source: the annotation of a GenBank genome assembly
AGUGCGGUAUUGACAGCGGUUGUAAGGGGACGCGUUUCACGCUCUUCUCUGUCGAUUUCGUCUUUCCUUGUAUAUAGUGUUAUUGUGAUGUUUUGAUCCAAAACAUGACAAAUAGUACGCGAUUAUAACCCUGUGCUGCUAUAUUCUUCGUGUAUUUGUCUGGUUUCAUUUUGUUCUUAAACGUGUGAUUUGUUAAAACAUUGCCGUGUUCCAUACAUACUACGAGCGCUGUAUUAUCAUUUUGGACGAAAAUAAAGGGAUUCAACAUCAUGAAUUUGAAGAUCUAAGAAACGGAUGACACCACGGGUUGGACUUAACGAUUGUGAUUGAAACCACGACUAAAUACGAACGAACGAACAUUUUUACUAACAAAUGUGUUCAUUUUGAAUUCAUGUCAGUUCUUUUAUGAUAAAAGAAUUAAUUAUUGAUAUAAAACUGAAUAUUAUGUUAUUUUAGAACGCAUCUGUAAAUAGAAAGAGAGGCGAAGAGCGAGAUAGACAGCUGCGUCCCAAAAUAGUGCGUUCGGAAAUAGAUAAAAAAUGUCGAGCUCAGUAACUGAGGGCGAGGCGGUGGGGACAGACGCCUCCAAAUGGUGGUGGAAACCAUGGAAAACUAUGGCGGACCUGGCCGAAGCCGUUGACGAUCUUAUAUGCAGCUUUGAUUACAUGGACACAGCUAUGGACAAUCUAGUCAUGUUAAUAUUUAUCUGGAUAGUGUUCUCCAUCAUCCUUCUCGGUGUUGCCAAGUGGGCUUACGGAAAAUUCGGUUUUAAGCCGGCGGAAUCCGAGAAAGUGACGAAAACGAUCGACGAGCCUAAGAAGUCGACUGCGAACGAAAUUAUUACAAGUUCAGAUAGCGUCCUCGCUACGAGCGCAAAAAUUAAGAGUGGGUCCUUUAAGCCAGCGAAGACCAGCUUCGUGCCAGCUACUCCACCGAACAAAAAGCGUUUGGGGCGUAUGUCCCCUGGCCCUGAGCAGCUGAACCUUAAGAAGUAUCAGAGCGUAAUCGUUCCAACAUGUACGGGGGCCGACCCUGUAAGCGUCACCUGGGUGAACGAGUUAUUGACUUGGUUAUAUAACGAUCUUGUUAUUGUGAAUGAAUUAGUGCAACAAUGGAUUGUUUCUAUGAACGAGUUCUCGAAGAAAUCCGUCGAAGAGCAUGGCAUUGGAUUGGAGCUGGUUCGAGCUCUGGACUGCAAUCCACCGAACAUAUACAACGUGUUCUGCGAAUGCGACUCAAGGGAUGAUGUGACCAUAACCUGCGACUGUGAGGCGACUCCAGCAUUCCAGCUGAAAGCCUUCAGCCAGCGAGGAGAGAAGGUGGAGGUGUCGCACUACCGCGUCAAUGUGAACAGAUUCCGCGCGCGUCUCAACGUGGUAUGCGUUACUGACAAGCUAACAGGCGAGUUAAAAUGCGACGGCUGGCCCGAGGUCAAAGUCGCGCUUGCAGCGGUCGGGCCCUUGAGGCCCAAUACCACUGAGAGCAAUCUGCAACAAAUUGUCAGUGACAUAGUGGUGAGCGCACUACGGAACACUCAUCUCCAGUUUAAUCUGGCCCCGUACCCAACGUGUCCAAGGUUGCGACGUCAUGUUGCAGAAGCGUCACCAAGACUGCCGCUGCAUUAUGACUCCAUGUUACAACAAGAGAGACAUAUGUACACGUCCACACCGAACUCGACUGCAAAUAACAUAGGGCAUUUGGGCGACAAGAGGCUGCUGGUUAAGGUUGUCGGCGCUAAGGACUUAGGAGGAAAAUCGGGUUGUGUGGCGCCAUACUGCGUGGUGGAAAUGGACGAACCUCCGCAGAAAAAUCAGACCGCGUUCAAAAAGGACACCACGUCGCCCCAGUGGGAGGAGCACUUCCUUUUCGAGCUGUCCUCGCAGAGUGCGGAGCUUUUGUUCGAGGUAUACGACCGCACUGUACCGCCAUCGCCGGGUAGCGUUACUUCAAGUCACAGGUUCCUGGGCCUGGGUCUGGUGGGCAUGGACGAGCUGACAGCAGCGCCUUCGCAGCGCCAGCACAUCGCGCUGCAGCCGCGACCCAUGGAGCAGCACGACGUCAGCGGCACGCUCACCGUAGAGUUCCUAUUCAUAGAGGGCGCCGACAUUCCGGAUCUGGGGUCGAAGCCGUUCAAGAUCAAGGAAAGUUUGCGCACUGUAUCACCACUGGGACAACUCACGACCACAACAAAAACUAUAUUCCAACAAAAUGGUCAAGAUAAUUCACAGUUGACUGAAUCAGCGUUAAGGGAAUUGGAACUAAGUCCCACUAGCGCCACGAAUAAAUCUACCCUCAUCAUACACUCCGUCCAACGGGAGCCGAUGAAAUCCAUAAAGGUCGAAUUAACUGACUCGGGCAAAUUCAUCGAAGUGGAGAGAGACGCGACCGAUGCCACAAUGCCAACCGUCGAAAAAGUGGAAAAGUCAAUAACUAAUGAAGUACAAAAAUCGGUAACAUCGAGCCCGAGUCAAUCGCCCGGGAAAACUGUGAGGAUAAAGGAGAAUGGAGCUAAAGCUAAUGGCGACACUGCAGAACCGGCGAAGCAAGGUGACUACGUAAACAACCAGGAGAAUAACCCACCAGAGCCGGCGCCAAGGAAACGUAGAAGAGAUUUCUUUGGAACAAUAAAAAGAAGACUCGGUCGAUCCCGUACUCGAGGCCAAUCGUUGGACCUCCAGGACUCUGACGUCGAUCAGCGACUGCGCAGCGUCAGUGCCGAGAGAAAUACGCACGAUAAAGUAAUGGCCCUCCCCAACAGAAAUGUAUACUCAGCGGGAGCAUCGCCAGCUCAGUCUGGUGAUGAAUCUAGGACAUCUAGAAGGUCCUCUCUUAGUGAAGCAUCCGGCUUUAGCACAGCCUCGGCCAGGACAUUUAUCCACGAAGCGUCUACUUUAGUCCUAGAAACGAUUGAAGCGGGUAUAAAGAAGCACUAUCUGGUGCCGCUGACCAUCGCGCAGAGAUCAAGAUGGCGGCGGAAGGGUGUGAAACUUCACAUAUAUAACGAACACACGUUCAUCGCAAAACAUCUUAGUGGUGGCACGGUUUGCGAGGUGUGUGGCAAGACCGUAGCCCGGCGGCUGGGCAAGCAGGGCUACGAGUGCCGCGACUGCUGCUUCAAGUGCCACAAACACUGCCACGUCAAAGUGCCCUCCAUGUGUCCAAACUCCACCGUGCACAAUAUGGAGCUAUCAAUGCUCCCUGUGCUAAGCGAAUAGUGAAGAUAUGCGAGAAGACUGCAAGAAUAUUACAAAAAUAAAAAAAUAAAUAAAAAUACAAGCUUCGUACAGGGCUUACAUCUCAUCGCCAUACACGGAUAAGAAUAUAAGAAUGUUGUAAACUUUCUUAAUCAAGCGCUUUCGUGCACAAAUCAACAAAUAUACAAGCUGUCUACUUAAAUUAUUUAAAUUAUAUUAAUAUACACAAAGCUAUAUAAGUACAAUACGUAUUAUGUACGCUAUGAAAUAUACAAUGUAUAGGCUUUUUUACAAAUCUGUUUAUAAUUGUAACGUUAUUAUACUUAGAUGUAAGAGUUAACAAAAAGUAGAGGUUCUAAAGUUCGUUCCCUUAAAUUUAUAAACAAAAUUUGUCCGCUUGCCGUUGACUCGCAGAUUAGAUUAGCUUAGAAAUCGCUAGAUACCAUCAACUUAAUUAAAAUCGCAAAGUUACCGAGUUAAGUUUACUAUAACCAAAGUAUAAAACAACAAAAACUUUUUUCUCAAAAUGCCGCUACCUCACUUUUCAAGGUUAAGAUAAUAUUGAAUAAAAAAAAAGUUACCAACAUUAUUAAUUAUUAAACAGUUUAUGUUAUUGAGAAUCACACAAAAUUGUUUAUAAACUCGAAGGACCACUGAAUACGGUCACUUUUUACGUCGAUUCGAAGACCCCAUACAAAAAUUAAGAAAGGUAUAAUAAUCUAAUAUCCUAACCGGUACAGAUUGUAUCUAUUUCUAAACGGCACAUAAACUUAAAAUAACAAUAAAAAAAAACCACAAUGUGUACUUCUGUUGACGUAAAAAGUAAGUCUUUUGUAGUUUUGUAACUCGAAUAUAAACUAGUCUGUAAGUGCUUUGCACAUGUGAUCUAUGUUGUUAAAGUGUGCAAUAAGUUGAAACUAUACCCUGAUAAUAUCACUUGCGCUUGACGUUAUGGCGUUAUUGUACUAUUUUAGAGAUAAUUACACGGCCAUACUUACCAGUGACCACCUAGUUUUGAACUUUUAUUUUGAAUGUAUUUAUGUUUUCAACGUGUGUUUGAGAAUUUAUAUCUGUUGUUACUUUUGUAAAUAUUUUGUGCUAAGAUCUACAAUUUGGUAAAGUAUAAACACGAAGCUGGCAGCACUGACCAAACACAAUUUAAAUUGAACUUUCAAUACCAAAUUAUAAAUCUCCCAAGUUAUUUAUUAGUACAAAAUAUUUGAAGCAUAUUGCUAAAAUAUUAUAUUAUGUUGUAUCGACAUUGUUUUUAACAUGACAUCAUAUUUGUACUUUUUGUUUACAUAAGGUUGUUAACGCAUAAUACGACUAUGUGUUUAAGUCCGAAAAUAGUUUAUUAUUAUUUAUAAAUGUUGGCAUUGUGUUUGUGUAAUUUUAUUUUCCUUUUUAUAAAAUAAAAUGUCUUUUU